AUGCGGUUCAACUUAUUCAAAAGUAAUAAGAAAUCUCACGCACAACAAGACGAUCUUCCAAGAUCUUCAUCAUCUUCCAAUCAAGAGGGCCCAUCCAGGAGGGGAGCCAAAGUGGCGGAUGCGGCCAACGUGUUCCUCGACUCUAUGGCAAAUAUAGCAGAGGCAUCCGAUGUACUAAGCCCUCUCAAAGCUGCUUGUCGAGCGACCAAAACGGUCCUCGACACCGUUCAAAGUGUCAAGAGUAACCAAGAAGCUUGGCUAGAUCUCAUCCACCGUAUUAAAGACUAUCUAUCGGCUCUCGAGCAGCAAAUCACCUUGUUUGAACGCAAUCGUCCAGAGGACAUCGACGGGCCCUUCGACGAGGCAUUCAGUCAACCACUCAUACGUUACGUCCAACUCCUUGAGGAUCUCCAUGACAAGAUCGUUGAUUCGAGGGGAAAACAGAGCGGCAAAGUCGUCGGGGGACUUGCAGCAAUCGGUACAAUCAAGAUUGAUGCUGUGGAUAUCCAAAAGUACAACCAAGAGAUCGAGGAUCGGCAUAGGCAGUUUUUGGAUGCACUGAAUGUGUAUACUGCACACGGUGUGCGAGGCAUCCAGCACCACACCAAAGAUAUCAAACGCAAGGUGGAUACCAUCUUGACAGAAGUUGACUCCGUUGCCAUACUCCAAUUGCCAAUGGUCGUCUCCGUUGCAUCAUCAGUCCACAAUACCUGUCUUAAAGGAACACGCGAAGCCGUCCUCGAGACAAUCUCGCAGUGGGCCGACGACGAUUCGUCGAGGAAGCCAAUCUUCUGGCUUUGCGAUAUAGCAGGCUCUGGCAAGUCGACAGUCGCCAUGUCCGCAGUGGAAGCAUGGAGGAAGCAGGGAAUCUUGGGUGGCCGAUUCUUCUUCUCUAUGACAAGCAAUGAAGGAUCAAAUACCGACAAGUUUUGCUCCACCAUUGCGAGAGAGCUUGUUCAGCACAUCCCCGAGCUUGGGCCGCCAAUCGCGGAGGCCGUGAAGCGAAAUCCUGCUCUCCUGCGAAGUUCUUUUGACGAGCAGUUCCGGAUGCUCAUCACCGGGCCCCUUCAGCAUCGGAAACAGCACAUCAUCCUUGUUAUCGACGCAAUAGAUGAAUGCAAGUCGGGUCCACAGAGAAGGGAACUGGUCGAGACUCUCUCUGCUACCGCACAGGAGAACAACAGCCUCCGAAUAUUUAUAACAAGUCGCCCGGACCCGGUCAUCGAAAAGGUUUUGGAGCCGCUCUCGAUAAAGGCCAAAUUGACAGAUCGCCUCCACGACACCAACCAUCGCGAUAAUACCGAUGACAUCGCGGCCUACAUCCACAAAUCACUGGAUGGAGUACUAUCUUUCGCAAAGAGGCAGCAGUUGGUCAACAAAGCCAACGGACUGUUCAUUUGGGCGAGCACUGCACGUCGAAUGUUCGACAAUGAAUCUUCCGCACUCGAUCCCGAGAGUAUAUAUGAUGGCUUAAUGUCCAUUGACCAGCCUGGGGCCAUUGACGGUGUAUAUGACCUCAUAUUCGAGCGUAUCGACCAAGCGUCCAAGGCUGUGAUUGGUGAAAUGCUCGGCAUGCUGCUCGCUGCAUUUGAGCCACUCACCACCGGCGAUCUGGAGGACCUUGUUAAGCAUACGAAAGUGCGCGGGAAUGUCAGGGCAAUGCAGAUGAUUUUAGGAAGCAUACUCAAGGUGGAUCCAACGACAAACUCGAUCCAGUUCCGCCAUCCCACUGUCGUCGAGUACCUUCGGCGCCGCUGCAUUGCCCCCACUACCGAUACCCGCGAUAGGAUCCAUAUCAAAAUUGCCCAUGCGCACGGCCAGGCUGCUUCCUGGUGUCUUCAUCGUCUUAACUCGCCCGUCGAAGGUCUCAAGUUCAACAUAUGCGGGAUCGAGUCGUCCUUUUAUCUGAAUAGGCAGAUUCCAGACCUCGAGGCGCGGGUAGCAAACUUCAUUUCACGGAGGCUUCGCUAUGCCAGUUUGCACUGGCCGUUCCAUGUGUCAGCGAUGGAUGAUGGCUCAGGACACAAGCUACAGAACGAACUGGCACAUAUAGUCAAAAGUCCUUUUGCACUCUACUGGAUGGAGAUAUUGAGUGUGACGGGAGGAGUGAUGCGAGCAAUAUCUGGACUUCGAGCUGCUGCACAGCGUCAGAGUAUUGAAACGGAGACCAGGAUUCGGAUGAAUGACAUCAGGAGGUUUUUGAUGGCAUUUUCCGUGCCGAUACAAGAGAGCACUCCUCAUAUCUACAUCUCACUACUCCCAUUCAGCCCGAGAAGGUCAACACUACAUACUGAGGGUCUAAAGGAGCAUAUGAAUGCACUUUUAGUGACCAGGGGCCUUGACGAGACAUACCCUGAGCUCCCCAGAAUACUUCAAGGUCAUAACAAGGAUAUCAACGAUGUUGCACUCUCACCCGAUGGCUCUCGAAUCGUUUCUGGCUCAGAUGACAUGACGCUUCGACUGUGGGAUGCAGAGACUGGCCAGCCAUUGGGAGAGCCACUCCGAGGACAUCAACUUGGGGUCACCGCUGUCGCAUUCUCGCCAGAUGGCUCGCGAAUUGUGUCUGGCUCAGAUGACAAGACAAUUCGACUGUGGGAUGCAGAGACUGGCCAGCCGUUUGGAGAGCCACUCCGGGGUCAUCAAAACUCGGUCACCGCUGUCGCAUUCUCGUCAGAUGGCUCGCGAGUUGCCUCUGGCUCAGGUGACAUUACAAUUCGACUGUGGGAUGCAGAGACUGGCCAACCGGUGGGAGAGCCACUCCGAGGUCAUCAAAACUCGGUCAGGGCUGUCGCAUUCUCGCCAGAUGGCUCGCAAAUUGUCUCUGGCUCACGUGACAACACAGUUAGACAGUGGGAUGCAGAGACUGGCCAGCCGUUUGGAGAGCCACUCCGAGGUCAUCAAGACUGGAUCAACGCUGUCGCACUCUCACCAGAUGGCUCUCGAAUCGUCUCUGGCUCAGAUGACAUGACUAUUCGACUCUGGGAUGCCGAGACUGGCCAGCCAUUGGAGGAGCCACUCCGAGGUCAUCAAGGCUGGGUCUGGGAUGUCGCAUUCUCGCCAGAUGGCUCACAAAUUGUCUCUGGCUCAGAUGACAAGACAAUUAGACUGUGGGAUGCAGAGACUGGCCAGCCGAUGGGAGAGCCACUCCGAGGUCAUCAACUUGGAGUCAUCGCUGUCGCAUUCUCGCCAGAUGGCUCACAAAUUGUCUCUGGCUCACAUGACAAGACAAUUCGAAUGUGGGAUGCAGAGACUGGCCAGCCGUUGGGAGAACCAUUCCGGGAUCAUGACUCGGUCGGGCCUAUCGCAUUCUCACUAGAUGGCUCUCGAAUCACUGGCCAGCCGUUGGGAGAGCCACUCCGAGGUCAUCAAGGCUGGGUCACGGCUGUCGCUUUCUCGCCAGAUGGCUCACGAAUUGUCUCCGGCUCUUCAUACAUAACACUGUGGGAUGCAGAGACUGGCCAGCCGUUGGGAGAGCCACUCCGAGGUCAUCAAGGCUCGGUCAUCGCUGUCGCAUUCUCGCCAGAUGGCUCGCGAAUUGUGUCUGGCUCAGAUGACAAGACAACUCGACUGUGGGAUGCAGAGGCUGGCCAGCCGUUGGGAGAGCCACUCCGAGGACAUCAACUUGGGGUCACCGCUGUUGCAUUCUCGCCAGAUGGCUCGCGAAUUGUCUCUAGCUCUGGUGACAGGACAAUCCGACUGUGGGAUGCAGAGACUGGCCAGCCGUUUGGAGAGCCACUCCGGGGUCAUCAAAACUCGGUCACCGCUGUCGCAUUCUCGUCAGAUGGCUCGCGAGUUGCCUCUGGCUCAGGUGACAUGACAAUUCGACUGUGGGAUGCAGAGACUGGCCAGCCGUUGGGAGAGCCACUCCGAGGUCAUCAAGACUCGGUCAGGGCUGUCGCAUUCUCGCCAGAUGGCUCGCGAAUCGUCUCUGGCUCAUAUGACAAGACAAUUCGACUGUGGGAUGCAGAGACUAGCCAGCCAUUGGGAGAACCACUCCAAGGUUAUCCAGACUGGUUCAGCGGUGGUAGUUUCUCACCAGAUCGCCUGCGAGUUGUCUCUGCUUCACAUGAAAGCACUAUCCAAAUCUGGAGGGUGCAGAAUUAUACUUACUCUGCGCCUUCGGGCCAUGACAAUUCUACUGUAGUCAAAUCCACAAUUUUUGUACCUGGGGUCGGUGAAUGUUCUCUGCUGCGUGAUGGCUGGGUACAGUCUUCUGGUCGAUUCAUUUUCUGGGUACCACCUCCCAAUCGUCAUGGAAUCAAGAAUCCAAACCUCCUUCUGACUAUGCCAACAUCUAGUCACCUACGUGCGACCCACCUCGAUUUCACUCAUUUUCAAUGCGGGACAUCUUGGACAAAAGUACGAACAAAUUCGUAG
Serendipita indica DSM 11827 is the source of this 4377-nucleotide messenger RNA. The record is from the annotation of a GenBank genome assembly. Lineage: Eukaryota; Fungi; Basidiomycota; Agaricomycetes; Sebacinales; Serendipitaceae.